AUGUGGUGCAAUUUCCGCGCACGCGUCGAGCGACGGAAUGGGUACGAACAUCAUAUCGGGCCUACGCAACGAAUGAUCUUCACCGUGCUGCCAGGGUUUCUGGUUGGUUCCUGGUGGGGGCCAGGCACAAUAGCUGACCCGCUGUUCUCGGCUAUCUUGUUUCGGGAAAAGCAAGCAACAAAUUCUUCUAGCACCAUCACUUCGCCGGCUCUAUCCGUAUCAGGCUCUAUAUCCUCUGCCGCCGCAGCAGCUUCGACGUUAACCCAUGGCGGCCCCGCCCAUGUCGGCCCUCAACAUCCCGAAGCUGUAAAAAGCGCAGUAUUCUUACCCGCGCCCGCAUCGACUUCUGUCUCGCCCACCUUCUCCUUGUUGAGCCCAAGUCUAGGAGGAAUCAACCACCCGUCUGGCAACACUCCUGUAGCCCCGAUUGCGGUGCAUACGGAAUCCUGGUUGCUACCUUCGUCUUCCAGCGCUCCUGCUGCUGCGCCGCCUGCUUUAACGCCAUCCGCGAUCCCAGGCGUACCGAGCAACCUCGUUCAGAUCGACCCGGCGCCUGUACUCUCCCCUAGUGCUGGAGAAGGUGGAGGUGGCGGUGGCGGUGGGAAUGGCGGUGGUGGCUCAGUCGUGACACCAGUGUCAGUUGCAUCAACAGCCACGCCAGUUCAGAACUUAAACGCGCCAUCGGCCCCUUCUGCGAUCCCAAAUCAUCAGCAAAGCAACACGGCAGUUCCUGUUGCUCCAGGAACACCCGCCUCGGUGUCCGUUGCUGGUAAUAAAGCAACUGGGAGUACCAGCGUCUAUGUUGCACCAGCGUCGGGAGUACCCAAUUCAAACCUUGCCCCGGGAGAGACUAUGGUACCGCAAACCUCACCAAUUUCGUACGGGAUAUCUGGAUACACUUCUAUUGCGACUGCACUGCCUGCUGGAGUGCCUUAUUCAGCUUCGGUCGGCGUGCAUUACUCUGGUUCGGCCGGCUUGCCUUACUCUGGUACGGCGGUAGUGACAGGAUCGAGUGCUACUGCCGUAGGAUACGUUUCCCCGACCGCUCACGCGCCUUACCCUUCUGUUGGAAAUGGAACUGUCACGACAUCGUCCUCUCCGUUUGGUUCCAUAGGAACCCUAGUGACCUACUCUUUCUCUCAACACUCUAAAACCAGGUCUUCGACUGGGACAGUCACUUCAGCGGUGUCAACGACGAGCGGACUCAUUGAGAGUGCGAAACCGACGUCAACGCCGAAUGCAGCAGGGCUUAGGUUCCAGGUAGAUGCUUCCGGAGUGGGUGUCUGGGCAGUGAUGGUUGGAAUUGCGGUUGUAGUCGUCGGGUAGUACGGCGAGUUGUGCGCUUUGGUGGAAGGGUGGUAAUGUAAUCACACGGUGGUAUUCAUUGAACCAUGCCGUGUCGAGAAGAGCUUAUGUACUAUGAAAGCAAUGGAAAUAGCACUAAUGGAUCAAUAGAAUUUGGGAG
This is a messenger RNA of Mytilinidion resinicola, 1465 nucleotides long. RefSeq lists its product as uncharacterized. The transcript is spliced from 3 exons. The record is from RefSeq and is a predicted model, not a curated record. Bases 1 to 1326 code for a protein of 441 amino acids. Lineage: Eukaryota; Fungi; Ascomycota; Dothideomycetes; Mytilinidiales; Mytilinidiaceae.